UCGCGUGAGGACUGAGAGGCCGGGCCGGGCCGGGCCGGGCCGGGCCGCAGCGGAGGCAGCCGCCGAUGGAGCACCAGCAGCCGGGCGCCGCCGAACGGGAGGCGGAGCGGGAGCGCGGCCGCUACGCGGAGCGCCGGGCCGUGGCCAGGGAGCAGCUGGCGCAAAUACAGGAACACAGGCAUCAGGCAGACCUGGCCAAGCUGGAAAACAGAAGAGAAGGGGAAGAAAUACAAAGGCUCAACCGGUUGUACCAACUGGAAAUUCAGAGAGGAAAGGAAAACGAACAGGAGGAAAAAAUUGAACGCCAGAGGCUGCAUCACGAGCAUGUAGCUGAACAGAAAGUAAUUAAAGAUGAAGAGAAGCAAAGAGAAAACCAAGAUGAUGAUCGGAUUAGGGCUUACAUUAAAGGAAAAGAAAUGAUGGCUGAUCUGAGAAGAGAAGAAGAUGCAGAGACCAAUAGGCUAGUUCAAGAGCAUCAGGACAAAGCUUUUAAACAACUAGCAGGACAGAUGAAUCAGACAUUGAGGAUGGAAGCUGAACGUUUUGCUCGAGGAGCUGCAGAGGUAGAAGACGAAUACCAAAUGAAAACCAAAGAGAGAGAAGCAAAAACAAAGGCUGCCAUUGAAUCUAUUGCUGAACACAGAGACACUGUGGUGAAGAUGAAACUGGAGAAGGAGAUAGAGGAAAAAGCAGAAAGUGCAAAAGAAUGCCAUGCAUUCAUGGAGAAGAACCGCAUCUACCUGGAAGGGGAAGAAGCCAAGAAACAAAGACAACGUGAUGCAAGUAUGGAAGUACAGAAGAUUCAGCUCCAGCAAAUGGUAAAUAGAAGUGCUGUACCCUGUCAGCCCCUUUCAGAAAGUAGCACGCAUCUAAAGCAACAGUAUGAUGCAUUGAGGGGCUGGGAGAGGAAGCAUGCUGUUUUUUGUUAAGCUUGUAUGCACUGG
Molecule: messenger RNA, 944 nt
Organism: Oxyura jamaicensis (ruddy duck)
Lineage: Eukaryota; Metazoa; Chordata; Aves; Anseriformes; Anatidae
Product: coiled-coil domain-containing protein 173-like
Exons: 5
Coding region: 66-929 (287 amino acids)
Source: RefSeq, a predicted model, not a curated record